ACGAUUUAGCGCCAUGAUUUUGAUAUCGCGUAAAACCGUAGCGUUGUGCAUCCCGCUACUUAUCUCUGUCACACGUCUACGUCACAUACAGUAACAUAGCAAUGCGUACCAAAUAAUACUGUAGAUACUAACCUUUGCCCAUUGGUUUCGCUGCACAUUCUAAAUUUCCAAAUUAACAAUAUCUUAGUGGAGUUUUAUUUAAUUGUCAAUCGCUGCGUCAUAUGCCUUUGGACAAUAUGACAACGCUAAAAGGAAUAUUUCCGAAGCCAAAACCUCUUGGCGGAAAGAAUUUUAUUCGAGAAAACGUGAAGAACCUUCGCCGUAUGGAACGAGUCCAUCAUACUAGUAAGGAAAUUAAAGACUUACAGGUGUUACAUGCGCAGGGAUGUCGGAGUACAAGCAACAAAUCUCAAGACAUUAAUUCCAAUGUAAAUUGCGCUUCCCGAAAAACGGAAAAGUCAGAGAAUUCAAGACUCUUGUCAAAUCAAUCAAAGGAAACAGAUAAGCAAUGCUCUUCUCUGAAAGCCAGUGUUCCUAUAUUGCCUAUGAAAUGCAAUUCCAGAUCAACCAAAUCUUACAGAGUGAUUCCAAGUAAAGUUUCAGGAGCAAAGUUAGUCGUAGGAGAGAAUAAAUUGUUUGAAAAGAAAGGUUUGCAGAAUACCCACGCAAAAGAAUCAUCCGAUUUUAAACUACUUUCUGAACAAUCUCCUAGUGACGGAGACAAAUAUAACUCUAAAAUCACAUAUAAAAAUCAAGGAAUUCAAACGUUUAAUACUGCUGACAACAUUUCUAAUGAGCAGUGCUUAGAUACUAAUGAAAUACCAAUAAAUAGGUCAAAUAUGGCCUUAGAUGAAGGAGAUACAAUGCUUGUUCCUAUAACAUGGAACAAUGACAAAAACACAACGAAUAAUUUGAAAGUCGACAAGUGUAACAAUAUUGCCAGCAAAAUGGCUGUUCAGUUAAAUAAUGGAAUACUACCCUCGCAUUAUCGAAAAGGAGUCGUUCCGAAAUAUCUACGAGAGAGAAAGGAAGCACGGCAGCAAAAUGAGGAACGAGCUAAAAAUGCAUCUUCUUGUCAUAACUGUCCAGAAGGUCAUCUUCCUCUUCCAGACAGUGAACGCAAGGAGACAUUGUCCAUGUUGAAGAAAAAUUAUCAACAGUUUGUCGAUGAAUUGAAUUCUAUGCCUAUUAAAACAGAUACCUUACGAUCUCAACAGCGGAAGGCGGAAAUUGAGAGGCAGCUCAACAAAUUAGAGGAAGGAAUAAAAGUCUUUUCACGACCUAAAGUCUAUGUCAAAAUCAAUGCAUGACUUUCAAAUUAUGUUGUCAAACAAAUAUUUAAACAAUACAAGUUUCAUGAUUUUUUAAUACUGAA
Molecule: messenger RNA, 1375 nt
Organism: Cephus cinctus (wheat stem sawfly)
Lineage: Eukaryota; Metazoa; Arthropoda; Insecta; Hymenoptera; Cephidae
Exons: 4
Coding region: 222-1310 (362 amino acids)
Cellular component (GO): cytoplasmic microtubule
Source: RefSeq, a predicted model, not a curated record